Messenger RNA from Seriola dumerili (greater amberjack), 3119 nucleotides. It is a transcript of the gene kbtbd11, whose product is annotated as kelch repeat and BTB domain containing 11. The transcript is spliced from 2 exons. NCBI's taxonomy places the organism in Eukaryota, Metazoa, Chordata, Actinopteri, Carangiformes, Carangidae. The record is from RefSeq and is a predicted model, not a curated record. Gene Ontology annotation, molecular function: protein binding. The coding region runs from base 538 to 2445 and encodes 635 amino acids.
AAAAAUCAGUGUCCUGAGAGCUGAGAGCUAGUAUCUCUGCUGUCCACGCUGGACAGCUCUAGUUUCCUGGAGGAAAGGAAGCUGGAUGUGCGCAGCAGCUCUCCUCAGCUUCCACCGGAGGAAAUUACUUGGCGACGGCUGAUCUGAAGGAGGUGGUGCGACCUGAAAUGACUGUUUGAUCGUCCCCCUGCCGCGCCUCCAGCACGGAGCCCGGGGAGAUUUCAUUGCAGGAGCGGAUGAAAGCAACAGUCCAAGAGACUCGCUGGAGCAAAGGUGAACGGAUGGAAUAAACAAGCUGGAAAUUGUCGGUGAAGUAAAGUCAUCCAGGGGAGCACAGUCUGGCUGCUUCAUCAGGAUUGCGACUGCCUUACGUAACUGAGCUUUGUGGAGGGACUGGCAGGGAAACUGCUGGUGCCGAGUUGUUUAAUCACAGCGAGGAAACGCAGGUGAAGAGAGAGGAGUACAGUCACAAGUUUUUCUAUCCACUCAGCAUGAUCGGUGAAGACGCCGUCUCCCAUCACCAGUGAGCACAUCAGCAUGAAUGAGGGCCGCAGGCAAGGCGGAGGGACCAUCACUGUGGAGGCUGAUGUCAUCCUCCACGCUGUGAACCCUGACCUUGUCACUCCUCCCGACAAAGACGGGAAUUUAUGUCCAGGUUAUGUUAAGGGAUUCCUGCAGGAUGACAAGGAUUUCAGCCCUCCUCCAGUGUUUGAGAAGGAAUACCUGUUGGAUGGAAGACUGAUGGAGAAUAAUCAUAUCGAUCAUCAGAAAGGUAACGGCUCGUACAUCUCAAGAGCUGAUCAGUUCCACCUCUCCAAUGAUAAGGGAGCGCUAGAUCUCCCUCUUCAUACUGACUCCACUGUGUCCAAUCACAUCGCUGGCAUGCAACAAAAUUGUACAAGCAGUGAAAUCCACAAUGGCGCCAGAGCUAAAGUGUCUUACGGUGCAGAUUCCUCUGUAUGCUUGUCUAGCCAAGCCAAACAGGAAACUGAUCGGUCAAUCUUAAAAUCGAACCUCAGCCAGGAAGCUGAAAACCCACAGGCUAAAAAAGAGCCUGAUUUAGUCAUCGAAGUGGGCGGGCAGACGAUCAGCGCUCACAAGUCUGUCCUGGCAGAGAAGAGCGACUACUUCAAAGCACGGCUGUCACGGGAUAUCCUGAAAGUGAAGGGAGUGAGCUACAAGACUUUGUCUACACUGAUAGACUAUGUUUACACUUCCCAGAUGAAUGUUGGCAAGGACAACGUUGUGGACGUCAUCACGGGCGCUAAAAUCCUUCAGAUCCCCUGUGCCGUCCAGGCGGCCAUGGACUCCAUGUCUGAACAAAUCCGUGCAGAGAACUGCUACGAGAUUCUGACCAUCGCCAAAAAGCAGCGACUGAGCGAACUGAAGGAGACGGCCUACGGCUUCAUGAGUGACAAUUUCCUCCAGAUCCUCAAAGACCCCGCCGUGUAUGGCCGUCUGACUGGGUCUGAGAGGGAUCUGAUCCUGAAGAAGAGAAUGGAGGGGAGGAAGACUCUGAUGGUCGCGGAGAUAAAUGAUGUGUUCGAUCGAGUUGGGAGCCGGCCGCCGAGCCGCUGUGGCAGCCGACCGCAGAGCCCCUUGUCGGUGGGGUCUUUAGAAGAGAACCAUAUGAUUUACCACUUUAACGAAACAGCAAAUGACUGGAGACCUCUGACUGCGAUGCCUGAGGACAUAAACACUAAAGGGUGCGGGAUCUGCACCAUGUAUAAUUACCUGUUUGUGGCAGGGGGAAUAAAGGGCUACGGGGACAAGGGCAAGGUUUCCGACAAAGUCUUCUGUUACAACCCCAUAACCAACCGCUGGGCUGAGGUCAGACCUCUGAACCAGGCUCGUGCCCAGCUAAAGCUUGUGUCUAUGGAUGGCUACUUGUACGCCAUUGGAGGGGAGUGUUUGUUUACAGUGGAAAAAUAUGACCCUCGCAUGGACCGCUGGACCACGGUGGCCCCCUUGCCCAAGGGAGCCUUCGCGGUGGCCCACGAAGCCACCACCUGCAGUGGAGAACUUUAUGUUUCAGGCGGCUCCCUCUUCUACCGCCUUCUUAAGUACGACCCCAAGAGGGACGAGUGGCAGGAGUGCCCCUACAACAACAGCAGGAAGAAGUCCACCGACAUGGUGGCUUUCAAAAGCUUCAUCUACCGCUUUGACGUCAACCGUGAGCAGGGCAUUAACGUUUUCAAAUACAACACCAUAGUGAAAAUGUGGCAUGAUUGCGCUUCACAGAGGCUUGGAAGUCAUUUACCCUUCAGGUGUGCUGUUAUCGGGAACUGCAUCUACUGUGUGAACAAAGCCCAGACUCUCCAGUUUGUAGUGGAGGAGGAGAACGCCUACUUUGUUGAAGAGACGCUCAGGGCGCCUCUGGAGGCCAAAGGCGUUCUUUUCCCUUUUGUUCUCACUUUGCCUGAAAAGCCCGAGAAAGUUACAUAGUGUGUGUGUGCACGUGUGUGUGUGUGUGUGUGUGUGAGAGAGAGAUCCAGAAUAACACACUCCAUGGGUCAUAGCAAAACUGGAAUAAGCAGACCUUAUAUACACUCUUCAAUGUCAGCUUUCUAUCUCAGUGUCUCAUUGCCUGCUUGCAAUGGAAUGUGUGUAUUUGCAUGGCAAUUUAAUGCGUCUACAGGGUUAAGCCUUAAAAAUAAAACUUUUUCUUUAGUGUUGAAUGAAUGCAACCAUACUUGUAACUGACUAUAGAUGAUGACAUGAUGAAAGUGACUGUGGAUCAUUUUGUGUAUUUCCUGUGUUCAGUUUCGUUUGGUGCAAUUUUGUAGUUAGAAUAGAAAUUAUUUAGAACAUAUUAACUAGUUUACUGGUGACUUUGGUAACAAAAACAAGUGUUUUGUUGAAAAUUGUACAAAAAAACCCGUAUGGAAGCAGUUAUAGUGCGCUUUAUGAACGAUGCAACACAGGUUCUAUGCAAAUGAAACAGAAUAUACAGGUGGGUCUGCUGUAAUGCUGUGCUAUUUAGUAGAAACAAUGAAAUGAGUAGGAGUACAAUAUUUCUCAAACCCUGACCUACAUCGCCUUUGAUUAAUCCUGUGAAAUAUUGUCACAUUAUGAUCAGUAAAAAAAAAAAAAGAAACUACUGUAUCCGUCUUUUAAGC